This is a messenger RNA of Neocloeon triangulifer, 3455 nucleotides long. RefSeq names its product sodium/hydrogen exchanger 4-like. Gene Ontology annotation, molecular function: sodium:proton antiporter activity. The transcript is spliced from 17 exons. NCBI's taxonomy places the organism in Eukaryota, Metazoa, Arthropoda, Insecta, Ephemeroptera, Baetidae. Gene Ontology annotation, biological process: regulation of pH; sodium ion transport; proton transmembrane transport. The coding region runs from base 24 to 2564 and encodes 846 amino acids. Gene Ontology annotation, cellular component: membrane. The record is from RefSeq and is a predicted model, not a curated record.
UGGUGUCAACCUGAGCAACAAACAUGCCAUUUUCUCCAACACUGAAUUUCACUCUAGCCACAAUUAUAUUUUUCACAUGCGAGACUAAUGGAAAAGUUGCGUCGCAAAAAGAUUUGUUGCCGGCCUACUCGUCUGUAAAAAAUCUGACUUGGAUAGAAAUUUUUCGGCAAACAGAAAAUUAUUCCGAAAUUUCUCAACGACGAAGCACAGUUUUGCCAAAAAGGAAGAUGUUUCCGUUGCACUUGCUGGUUCCAAAGGUUGCAAAAAACAGCUUGUUGAUGGCUAGCCCAAAUAUAGGCCACGUGGAAUUCACGGAUGUGGAAGCGCGCAACACCACGCAUCCCACGCAUCCCACGCAACACGACAUGAACAAGAACAAGCGAUCCACUAAAGUUUAUGUUCAACCCGUUCAACAUGCUAAAGAACCAAAUGAAAAGGGAAAACACGAGGGAAAUGAAAAGGAAAACCAGCAGGGAAAUGUAAAAGGGAACGAAAUGGCAGAUAUUCGCCUGAUUGGGUGGAAAUGGCAAGAUGUGGGGGUGUUUAUUACCUUUGCAAUUUUUGUUUUCACAGUGGGUUAUGCUAAAGUUGCUUUUCACCACACUCACUUCUUAGAAGCAUAUUUGCCAGAGUCUUUCUUAAUGCUUGCCCUUGGCGCAGCUGUUGGAUUCAUAUUAUACGUCCUAGGCUACCGCAUGCCACUGGAUUUGGACACAGAAAAAGCCGCACCGUCAGCGCCAACUGGAUACCAAUUUUACCAUUACAAAAAUCAAGCACAACAAUCGACCACCGAGACUCCUGAGAGUCCUGAAAGUACGGACGAUGAGUUUUCUUUUCCUCACUUUUCGCCUAAGCUUUACUUUUUAAUAUUGAUUCCUCCAAUAAUUUUGGAGCAGUCAUAUGCACUUUAUGAUUCAGAGUUUUCAGAGAGCCUCUAUCCUAUCCUACUAUUUUCAAUAUUGGGAAAAUUGAUCAGUACUUCUUCGAUUGGACUGAUCCUACACGCGCUCUCUUAUUACAAAGCGAUGCCGCCGCUCCCGUCAAAGGGAAACGAUCAACAGUGGCUUCAUUUGACAGACAGCCUUGUUUUCGCCUCAAUUAUAUCUGCAGUCGAUCCAGUUCCAGUUUUAGGGUUGCUGCACGAAGCAGGUGUCAACAAGCACCUUUAUUUCCUAAUUUUUGGUGAAUCUUUAUUGAAUGACGCCGUCUCAGUCUCAUUGUACAGUUCUAUGGUUGCAUUCACGGGACCUGUCAAAGUCCUAGAAUCUCAGUAUGGAAUGGCAGUUUUGGCGUUUAUAAUCAAAAGUUUAGGAGGACUUUUGAUUGGCGUGAUUUUUGGACUUAUCUCGGCGCUUGCGGCAAGAACUACCGAACAUCACAGAACUGUUGAGCCGCUGACUUUACUAGGAUUGGCUUACAUUUCAUAUUUAGUAGCCGAGGUCAUUCAAUUUUCCGGACACAUAUGUUUGAUAUGUUGCGGCCUGUUGCAAGCGCAUUAUGCUUUUCAGAAUAUUUCUUUCACUUCGUACAACUCAAUAAUUCAUUUUAUAAAAAUGCUAAGUUCAACUAGUGACGCCAUAAUUUUAAUGUUUCUUGGAAUGGCCAUGAUAAAUUACUCACACGUUUGGCACACAAGCUUCAUUCUUUGGACGCUCCUACUUUGUUUUGUGUGUCGAUUUUUUGGAGUCUACAUUCUAGCUAUGUUUCAUAAUUUAACUAGCUCCAGGUGGAUUAAUUUCCGCGAUCAAACGAUUUUGGCCUACUGUGGUUUAAGGGGCGCCCUUUGCCUUUGCCUAGCCCAUAUGCUAAACGACUCCAGAGUUCCACAAAAAUCACUGUUUGUCACAACAACUUUGGUCGUAAUAUUAUUUACGACACUAGUCCAAGGAGGAACUGCACAACUUUUGUUGCGCUGCCUGUGCAUUAAAAGACAAAACGACGAGAGCGAAACAUUGAAUGAGGGGAUUGCUAAUUCCGUAUUCAGCCUUGCACUAUGUGGCAUUGAAUCCAUCACAGAAACAAAAGGAAACGGAUACAUAAAAAGAACACUUGAAAAAUUUGAAGAAACGUACUUGAAGAAAAUAUUUUUGUCAAGAAACGCUGACCACGAAUUGCAGAGGAUGUUCCAAAGACUAGUUUUAGAGGGCCAUAUCUCUAGCAGAGUUCCGUCUGGAAAGGUAAAAAGUAGAUACGAAACUAAGGUGUUACGUGGAAAACCGGAUGGAAAACUGCGAUUUUAUCCCAACACAAAACCUUGGGAGCAAUUACGUAGAAUAGACCAGCAUAGACCGUUCAGAGUGGAGAGACGAAAGAAUAAAAAAAUAAAAGAGGAACAACACAACUUUAAAAUCAUGCAUGAGCAUUUUGACGAAAUUCAUCAUCGAGGGCCAAUUUUGAUAGAGUUGCACGAUGCCAUUCCACCAUCUGACUUAAAUCAGGGCAGGAAAUUGUACCUGGCGCGUGUUCGGAAAACUUCAGCAGAAGAGAGAUUACGGGAGAAAAUAACAGAGCAUUUGCAAAAUAUAGAAAUCCCACUAGUUAGAGAAGCAUUUGUAGAAAAUUGAAAGAUUAGCUUUUUCAUUACUUUAUGCAACAUGUACGAGAUAAAAUGUUUAAUAUGCAAAAUAAUGUAUAAUAUAUUUUUUUCAUAUAUUACACAAAAUUUAAAAAAAAAAUUGAUUUUUAGAAUAUUAACUCGUUCUUGUUGAUGAUUAAAUUUGUGAUUUUAAAAUGCAACUAUUGCUCAAUGAUGUGGGGUUUGAGGAAUUUUUUUGCUCGUAUAACCAAUUCCAUAAUUAUAUCUUCUCUGUUUGGUUUACGCAACGCAGAUUGGGCCAACAGCCAACUCCUGCACAUAUAGCAACAAUCAACCCGUCUAAUGUCGUCACUUGGCGCCUUUGAUAAGUUGGACGCUCAAAAUUUGCCUUGUUUCCCCGCAAAAAUCACGCUUACAACAGGCUGGCUUGAAAUAAUGUCAUUUUGUAAGUUAAAUUAGCAAAUGAUUAAACGUUUGUAUAUCAUAACAUUUCCAAGAACGUAUUAUAAAGACAAAAAAUUUAGUGGUGAAAAUUUUGUUCAAUCGUUAUUAUUAUUUAUUCUUCUGGGUCGUAGAAUUUAUUAAUUUUAUUUUUAGUAUAAGAAUCACUAAUUGUACGACAGCUCUUCAGUUAAUUCUUUUAGUUUAUUUCGUUUCUUGGCUUCUGCUUGCUCUUUUAAGAAUCCUCAAAAACGCUCUGGCUGGUUACUAAUUUCUUUGAUGAACUUUCUAGCAGUAUAUAGUGGAUAACAUAAAAGGCCGUUAAAGUGAAAAAAAUUAUUGGAAAAUUAAAAUAACGACGUGCAUGAGCUAAGUCUAUAAUUUGUUUUAAUUGAUAUUUUUAUUUAUUAAAAAAUUGAACUCAGAUUAUUUUAAUCUGUUUCAAUUUACAGUCUUUUAUAUUUCAUUAGUCAUUGGG